This is a messenger RNA of Diaporthe citri, 603 nucleotides long. RefSeq lists its product as uncharacterized. The transcript is spliced from 2 exons. Lineage: Eukaryota; Fungi; Ascomycota; Sordariomycetes; Diaporthales; Diaporthaceae. The record is from RefSeq and is a predicted model, not a curated record. Bases 1 to 603 code for a protein of 200 amino acids.
AUGCUUCUCGAAGAGGAUCCAGCAACUCUCAUCCACCACACGAUCCAAAACUUCAACAUCGGCCCGGACAAGGUCGCCGUGGCCCGCAUAAACGACUCCCUCUCGACCCUGCAGCAGGCGCGCGACCUGCAGCGGCAGGAGGCCGACUCGGCGCUCAGGAAGCUCGCGCGGCAGCUGGGCACCCUGCAGGCGCAGCACAGCGAGCUCGUGUCGGCCCACUCGCCCGCCGAGCACGCGUCCGAGAUCUCGCGGCUCGACACGCAGAAGUUCCGCACCGCAAAGGCCGCCUCCGACCUCGAGAUGGAGACGGAGCGCCUCGCGGGCCAGCUGGCGGACCUGGGCGCGCGCCUGCAGGAGCUGGAGCUGCAGGGCGUCGAGGGCCGCGGCGGGGACGGUGGCAGCCGUGAUGCCGUCGAGGACGAGGUCCUGCUGCGGCUUAGGGUGUAUCGUAGCUUGGGCAUCGAUGUCGAGCGGGAUGAGCGGGAUGGGGAGUUUGCGCGCGCUGUGGUGCGGAACGAUCGCAAGGGGGAUGUGCAUGUUGUCAAUUUGGACAAGAAGUUCUCGCGGUUCUUUUAUGCCAACUAUUUCUGGCAGACUUUGUGA